AUGAGUGCCACUACCAAUCCCUUUCGCAACGUCGGGAGGAAUGUCGUCUAUCUAGUAGGAGGUUUGAUCGCAUCGAUCUUCGUGACUAAAACGCUCGUCGGCGCAAAUAAGCAAACCCAGUUUGACCGCAUGAAAGAGAAAGCUGCUUCGAAGGAGGACUACUACAAAAACUCUGCACAUGUAAAGCCAGGCUUUCCCCUGCCGGGCGAGAACUUGGCCACAUCCAGGAAAAGUGAAUUCGAAGGCGCGGGUCUAAGCUACUUGAGCAGAAGAGGUGGGGAUAGACUGGGGUUCAUGGACAGGAGGAGUGGCAGUGACUAG
Messenger RNA from Lachancea dasiensis, 321 nucleotides. The record is from the annotation of a GenBank genome assembly. Lineage: Eukaryota; Fungi; Ascomycota; Saccharomycetes; Saccharomycetales; Saccharomycetaceae.